Microcebus murinus (gray mouse lemur) is the source of this 4548-nucleotide messenger RNA. RefSeq names its product N-myristoyltransferase 2 (gene NMT2). Gene Ontology annotation, molecular function: glycylpeptide N-tetradecanoyltransferase activity. Gene Ontology annotation, cellular component: cytoplasm. Gene Ontology annotation, biological process: N-terminal peptidyl-glycine N-myristoylation. Lineage: Eukaryota; Metazoa; Chordata; Mammalia; Primates; Cheirogaleidae. The record is from RefSeq and is a predicted model, not a curated record.
GGGACUCCCGCGGGACGGCGGGCGGCACUGGCAGGCGCUGCGGCCCGCCCACCCCGCCCGCGCCGGCCCGCCCCGCGCGCCGCCUCCCCAGCCCGCGCCGCCGCGAUGGCGGAGGACAGCGAGUCUGCGGCCAGCCAGCAGAGCCUGGAGCUGGACGACCAGGACACGUGCGGGAUAGACGGGGACAAUGAGGAGGAGACGGAGCACGCCAAAGGAAGUCCCGGAGGGGAUUUGGGAGCCAAAAAGAAAAAGAAGAAACAGAAGAGAAAAAAGGAGAAACCGUAUUCUGGGGGCACCAAGUCAGAUUCUGCAUCUGAUUCCCAGGAGAUCAAAAUUCAGCAGUCUUCAAAGAACCCCAGCAUUCCCAUGCAGAAGCUGCAGCACAUCCAGAGAGCAAUGGAGCUGCUGUACGCCUGCCACGGCCCCGCCAGGAGCAUUGACGAGGCCGCAAAGCACAGAUACCAGUUUUGGGACACGCAGCCGGUGCCCAAGCUAAAUGAAGUCAUAACAUCUCAUGGCGCAAUUGAACCAGAUAAGGACAACGUACGCCAAGAGCCGUACUCUUUGCCACAGGGCUUCAUGUGGGACACUUUAGACUUGAGUAAUGCGGAAGUGCUCAAGGAGCUGUACACGUUGUUAAAUGAGAAUUACGUGGAAGACGAUGACAACAUGUUCCGCUUCGACUACUCGCCCGAGUUCCUGCUGUGGGCUCUGCGUCCCCCAGGCUGGCUCCUCCAGUGGCACUGCGGGGUCCGAGUGUCUUCCAAUAAAAAGCUGGUGGGGUUCAUAAGCGCCAUCCCAGCGAACAUUCGGAUUUAUGACAGUGUCAAGAAGAUGGUAGAAAUCAAUUUUCUUUGUGUCCAUAAGAAAUUGAGAUCAAAGCGGGUGGCCCCAGUGUUGAUCCGAGAGAUAACUAGAAGAGUGAACUUGGAAGGAAUCUUUCAGGCCGUGUACACCGCUGGAGUCGUUCUUCCUAAGCCGGUGGCCACGUGCAGAUACUGGCAUCGAUCACUAAACCCCAGAAAAUUGGUAGAAGUGAAAUUUUCUCACUUGAGUAGAAACAUGACCUUACAGAGAACAAUGAAGCUGUACAGACUUCCGGAUGUGACGAAGACUUCAGGGUUGAGACCGAUGGAAGCGAAGGAUAUCAAAGCAGUUCGAGAGUUAAGCAACAGUUACCUGAAGCAGUUUCACCUCGCCCCCGUGAUGGAUGAAGAUGAAGUGGCCCACUGGUUCCUCCCCCGGGAGCACAUCAUCGACACGUUUGUAGUGGAGAGCUCCAGUGGAAAACUGACAGACUUCCUGAGCUUCUACACUCUCCCCUCAACAGUGAUGCACCACCCGGCUCACAAAACCCUCAAAGCUGCCUACUCUUUCUACAACAUUCACACGGAGACACCCCUGUUGGACCUCAUGAAUGAUGCACUCAUCCUGGCUAAGUCGAAAGGAUUUGAUGUAUUCAAUGCACUGGAUUUGAUGGAAAAUAAGACAUUCUUAGAAAAACUCAAGUUUGGUAUAGGAGAUGGCAAUUUGCAGUAUUACCUGUACAACUGGAGGUGUCCAGGAACAGAUUCAGAAAAAGUUGGACUUGUACUGCAGUAGAUGGAUAUUUUUAUUUCUAGAACUCUGACAUCAUUUGUUACUAUUCUCACGAUUUCUGGAACUGCCAUUCCAAAGAAGAAUAAAAGCACAACUUAAAACUGAAGGUAGAUAACAAUCAGAAAAGAUGGAAAAAAAAUCCACAUGUGACCAAUAGUACACAUUUCUAGCUAGGACAUUCAAAUUCAUCCUUUUUUUCACUGUUUACCCAUUUGUGGGAGGAAUGAAAGGGUACAAAGAGCACAUUCUUCUGAUUUUCAAACUUUUGGUUGUCUCUUGAUGAAGAGGGGUAUUUUUCCACUCUCUAGAAAGGGGACCGUUUCUAUGGACUAAACAGAAGUCACAAAAUAGCGUAAGAAAAUCUUUGGUAUUGUGUGGAGAUAAACUGCUGCAUUUCUAUUUAUUCAGAAUAUUUGUCCCUGGAACAGAAUGAAGGAUCCAUUUGGAAAAUUUUGACUUGUAUCAUCUUACAAGGUAUCAUUGGGAACAUUUGUGGAAUUAACACUUCUGUGACUCAAGGACAAAAGUGGUGGAUGUUGAAGUGUGGAACAAUACAAAAAUGUGCUGGUGACGGGUACAUUGAUUUCUCCCUAAGCAAAGUUGCCAAAUCAGUAAACAUACAAAUUUAUACUUUGAUCUUCACCAGGUUGGUGAACUGUGUCAAAAGCAAAGUCCCGUGCACACACUGUGUGCUCUCUGUAAGACUAGACUUUUCUGCUGCUGCGGAAACUCCAGUUUCUUCUCAGCAACAACAAGGAUCUAUGUGAGGAAAAGGAAAUAAAAGCUCUAAGUCAAAAGAGAUGUGAAAUUUAUUAGUGCUAUCAGGACAUUGAUAGUUUGAAUGUUUUUAUGACUUAUGCAGAAUUGCACAUGUUCCUUUAUGCUGACUUUAAUUUAUCAUGAAAAUUGUCAUGCUAAUGGAAAAUGUCUUAUUUGUAAAUAAGUAUUCAUAAUUUUGUUACUGAUGGUGUUUUUACCUAGAAUUUGAAAAACAGUUUCAUAGUGUACAUAUAUGUGUAUAUAUUGCCCGUCACCCAAGGGAAAAAUAAGAUGCUACAAGAGGCCACAUAGACUGGCCUUGUCUCAAACACCACAAAGUAGAUACUAAUUCCUGCCUUUACUAUACCAGUGCCUAGGCUGUUCAGUGCAGAAAAAGUUAUUUUAGAUAACAUGAUGGCAUUUCCUUCAUGUUGUAAGUAGUCCAAUGAAACCAAUCAUACCUUACACCGGGGAGGGGCCCUCAAAUUAGGGCCCGUAGCCUGUUUUUGUACAGCCCAGGGGCUAAGAGUUUUUAUUUUUUUGAAUGAUUGGGGGAAAAAAAGUCAAAAGAAUAACACUUUGUGAAACGUGCAAAUUAUACAAAAUUCAGAUUUCAGCAUCCAUAGUUUUAUUGGAACACUUUGGCCACACUUUAUUCACGUGUGUUGCUUAAAGUUGCUUCACACUCAAAGGCAAGUUGAGUUGUAGUGACAGAUCUUAUGGCCUCCAAAGCCUCAGAGAUUUACUGUCUUGUCCUUUACAGAAAGUUUGUUGACACUGAUGUACACUAAGGGGUCAAAAGCUACUUUAUAUAGCUUGCCGUUAUCCUAAAGACCAACCCACAGCUGUGGCAUCCCUGAGACUACCAUUAGAGGGCAGACUUGGGCCUCACAGUAGUGCAUAAUCAGGAGUAGCACUGUUCUUGGAGACUCAUUGGAGGACUUCUCAUUUUGGAUAGUUCAAACCCAGUUGCAUCACCAGUCUCUCCUAAAGGAGGAGAAAGGCUUCAAGAAACAAAACUGUACCAAUUCACUGGAACAUGUUUUUGAGACACCAUUAAGUAAAAGAGAUUUUGACUGAAUCAGAGUUAAGACUCUAGUUAGGAACAUAAAUCCCACUCAUUUUUAUGGCACAGUCUUACACAAAAGGAGCUUUUCAAAUAAUUGCAGAAUUGCCCGUCUGAAAUUUUGUCAUGAGCUUAACUCCUGAUGAAACUGUUACACUGUUCCUUCAAAGAUUUAUGUAAUUCCAGUUGUUUCAGAAUUGAUUUUACUCAAUCAUUUUUAAAUACAGUAAUUAAUACCAUUUGCCUCUUUAUAAUUUAAGCAGAUUACCAAUGAACAUUUUAGAGAACCAGUAAAACUGCUUGUUUAUAGAGUAGCUAUUAAAAUUAAAUUCAAAGGCAAUAUAUAGUCUUAUAGAUUAAAAAAGAACUACCUUGUCUUGCACUUUGUUAUGAAAAUGCUCUACUACAUAAGGUAGCCUUACUUUUUUUUUUUUUUUUUGCCAAGAUGGUAUAAAUAAAAUUUAAAUGAAGAGGUGGCAUAAUUCCUGAGUCAGCCAGAAUUUAACCUGAAAAAACUUUUGGUAAUCUAUUUCCCCUAAAUUAUAGAAAGUGACUUUUUCAAACACACUAAGUAGCUUUGAUUAUGUUCCACUUCCUAACCUGAAGGACCCCUGUCAUGGCACAGACCCACUUCUGAAAACCCAAGCUGCUUUUAUUCUCUUUUUGCCACAUUUCAUCUAGUUACCAUCAAACUUUUUAUAUGUGAAGAUUUUCAAGGAAGUAAGCUAACCAUGUAAAGGUGGGUGAAUUUUAAUUAGUCAAAAUACCUUAUCCGGCUUUUUCUAUAAAUAUCACACCUUUCUUCCAAGUCCAUGUCUAUGCCUACCUACAAAGAAAGUUGAAUUGACAUGAAGUAAAAAAUGUGUUGCUUUUGAAGACAAUGUAUUGCUUAGCAUUUGGUAUCCUUCCUUUAAAAGUGAUAAUGCUUCUCCAAUCCAGUUUCACCUACCCAACCAACAAGAACCAUGUUUACUGUGGCACACUUUCCAAGUUUGAUAGAAAAUAAUGCUAUGUGUUGUAGGAUACAGAUGUUCUUGCUUACAAGCAUCGUACCAGCCUUUGAAAAAGUGAAUUUAUACAAGCAUGGACAUUAGUUUCAAUAAACUUUUGUUUUGAUACUCCUA